This is a messenger RNA of Brassica oleracea var. oleracea, 1182 nucleotides long. RefSeq lists its product as uncharacterized. NCBI's taxonomy places the organism in Eukaryota, Viridiplantae, Streptophyta, Magnoliopsida, Brassicales, Brassicaceae. The transcript is spliced from 2 exons. Bases 1 to 936 code for a protein of 311 amino acids. The record is from RefSeq and is a predicted model, not a curated record.
AUGACAAUCCACAUAUCCAUAUCAUGGAUUUAUAACAUAAAUUGGAGUUCGAGGGGCAUUUUGGUCAUUGACACGUUCAUUGGCCCAUCUCCACCUCACACACCUCUCGUAAACCGCCGUAACAACCACCGUCCUCGCACCGCAACCGUCUCCUCCGCCUUUCCCGAUCUAUUUCUCGCGGCGGUCUCUCUCCUCUUCCUCUGGUCAUCUCCAAAACCUCCCAACAGAUUCUCCUUCCCUCUAACUCCUCGCCGCCGAUCCACCGCCAUGUCCCGUCGAUCUCCCCCUCCCUCUCCUCCUCCGCAGCGCUUCGCCAAUCCUCAAUCGCUCUCCGAUUGGCUCGAACCGCGUCUACCUUCCGAUUCCUUCGCCGCGUGGGGAGUCAAACCGGGGACCAAAAACGUCCACAACCUCUGGCUCGAGCUCUCCGACGGCGAGACUUCGAUAACCGACUCCACGCCGCCGGUGCGCGCCGUGAGCGUCGUCACGGUCCGCGUGAUCGGUAAAAACGGGAAUAUCCUCGUGGAAGGUCGCCAGGAGCUAUCCGACGGGAGCGUCCGCGAGAGGUUUCGUCCGCUCUCGGAGAAGAUGAAGCCAGACGAGACGCCCGAGGAAGCCGUCUUUCGAGCGGUUAAAGAAGAGCUUGGAUCUAUCUUUAGUGGGGAAGACGACGUCGUACAGAGGGUUAAGAUUCUUCCGGGGAGUUACAGUAGGAGAGUGGAGGAAAAGAACUCGAUGUCGUAUCCGGGGCUGCCCGCGCGUUACGCUCUUCACUCGGUGGACGCGACGGUGCGGGGAUUACCGGAGGAAGAUUUCUGCACGGAGGAGAAUGAGUGUGAUGGAGAGACGGUGGAGGAAACGCGAGCCGCGGGGAAAGCUGUGACUGUGAAGCGGCAUCACUGGAAAUGGGUUAGUCCCGGUUCGGUUCGAGCUUAAAAACUUUUAAAACAGCUUUCACAGUUCUAUAUAAAGUUUUAAUAUUUAGGUGAUUCAUCAGUCACAUGAAUGAUCAAGAGCCAUGUAGAGAGAGAGAGAGAGAGAUACUUACAUUAUACACAUUUUUAUGAUAUAUAUUCAUAUGUAAAGCACAUCUAUUCUCACAAGUUUUGGUCUCACUGUUGCUUGAUCUUUCUUCAGUUUAAUUGUUUUGUGCUCAGACUUUUUGAAUGAUUCUCUUCAACU